Molecule: messenger RNA, 2907 nt
Organism: Monoraphidium neglectum
Lineage: Eukaryota; Viridiplantae; Chlorophyta; Chlorophyceae; Sphaeropleales; Selenastraceae
Exons: 6
Coding region: 1-2907 (968 amino acids)
Source: RefSeq, a predicted model, not a curated record
AUGGCGGCAGUGCCGGUUCGCGAGGGUGCCGCAGCGGAGCGCACACAACCCUUGGACGACGCCGUCCUCGCCCUGGCCGAUCAUGGCCGGGUCGCCGCGGCUGCAGGAAGCAGGGCUCCGCCCGCCACGGCGGUGGUCCUGUCGGACGCUGUGCUGCAGCAGCUGCUGGGCUGCCUGGGCACAACGGACAUCAGUGCAGCAGAGGUGGUUUUAAUGGCAGCUGUUUUGCUUGUGGAUGGUGCUGAUCUGGCGAUUGCAAGGCAGGUGCAGCUGGCCGCCGCGCCGGGCUUCCUCGGCCGCGCAGUCGCCUGCAUCGGCAGCGCCAACCGCACCGCCUUGUGGGCCGCAGGGGUGGUGGAGCACAUGACGACGCACUGCGCCGAGUCUGCUGCCCUGGUGCUGCGGGAGGAGGGCAUGGUGCGGGCGCUCACGCGGCUGCUGGACCCUGCCGAGCAGGUUCCUGACCGCCUGCUGCGCGACUCCGCUUUCAAGGCCUGCGUCGGCCUGCUCGACAACUGCGGCGCCGACGGCCGCGCCGCGCUCGUCGCCGAGCCAGAGUUCGUCUCGGCUGCCUGCCGCAUGGUGGGUAGCUGCGUCGCAGACUUAGACACCACCUGCCAUGGAGCCAUUGCCGGCCUGUCGCGUGACUACAGCACGUCGUCGUACAAGGAGGACUACAGCCUGCUGGCGGCCAGCUUGCGGCCGGGCGACAUGGAAGCACUGGCCUGCAGCCUGGCCAAAGCGGUGCGAGACUACGCCAGUCGCAGCCCCCAGGCACGCCGAAGCAGGGGGUGCUUGAUCCGGGCGCCGUGUUUGAUCAGUGUGCUGAAGGAGAUGACGUUGCUGCUGGCAGACCCUGGGUUUGGGGAAAACCUGGCUCGGGCGAUGCCGCCCGGCGUGGCGCUCGAUCUAGUCGCUGUGGCGGGAGAUGGGCGGAAGCCAGACCGCCGCCGCAUCACCGUGAGCGGGGCGACGCGGUUUGGGUCGGGCCAAAACGCAGGGGGCUGCUGCGUGGACAUUGUGCGGGAGUGCGCCCUCGGCGCGCUGGAAGAGUUGAUUCGCCGAGACGAGGAGGCGGCGGGGGCCGUCCUGAUGCAGGGGGGCAACACAGUCGCCCUGCUGGACCGCUGGGCGACCCCCAUCGCCGUUGCCGCGGCCGCCGCUGCCGGCAAGCACGCGCCCCGCUUCAUCUCGUGGAUCGGCCGCAGCAUGGAGGCCGCCGCAACCUCGCGCAUGCGCGCGGCGCUGCUGUCCGCGAUCGCACGGGGGCUCGCCCCUGAGGGGGGCGCCAGUUGGGCGGAAGUUGCGGCGGACACGCUGGCACUGCUGGCUCCUGGCUUGCUACGUGAGGCCGCACAGGAGGAGAGGAUCAUUCGGGGCACUGCCGCGUUCCUCGGACGUGUGACCGCCGAGCUGCGGCGCGCGAGCUCUUCAGGUGACGCCACAGCACUGCGCGAGGCAUUGCGCGGCGCGCACAAAGUGUCAUACAUCGCGACGCGCCUCGCCGGCUGCCCGGACGCCGCCGACCCGGAUGGGUCGCUUGUGCGCGCGCUGCUGAGCGCGGCCCUCCUGCAGCUGCCCGACUGCACGGCGGAGGCCUCUGAUGUGCUGCGGUUGUGGCAGUGCAAGGCGCACGCCGCGGCCGGGCUGCGGUUGCUGGUCGCAGGCGCGCUGCUGGACGCUUCAAGCGGCGCGACGCGGCUGACGGGGGCGGGCGCGUGGGACGAGGUGCUUCGCGCGGCGCCCUCGCUGCUGCGUCAGAGCAUGAGGGAGCUCGCCACCCACCGGCGCGGCCGCCAGGAGGAGGGCUGCGGCGGGGCUGUCGUUGGUGACGGCAACACCAGCAGCCUCUGCAGUGGCAGCGGCAGCACCAGCGGCGGUGGCAAUGGCAGCAGCAGCACCGGCAGCAGCACCGGCAGCGGCGAUCACAGUGCCGACAGCCCUGACAGUAUCGCGGACAAGACCGCCCACGCGGCGCACGAGACGUGCGCUGCGGUGUGCUCGGCUGUGGCUCUCAUACUGCUGGUCGACACCCAGGAGCCAGAGGGCAGCAGCAGCAGCGGCAGCAGCAGCUGCUGCGCAGGGCCGCCGCCGGCGCCGCGCCCGCUGGAGGAGCUGAGCGCCGCCGCCGCCGACGCCUGUUUCUGCGGCUGCGGCCGGCUGACCGGCCAAGCGCUCCUGGCGUCGGCAAUUGUGGAGGCGGCCUGCAGCUUAGAGGACGCGGCGGCGAGCAGGGACACAACAGCAGGCGAGAAGCUGCGGCCGCUGCUUGCCCGUCUGCUGGCCGACGCGCGCCGCUUGGCGGGCAGGCAGCAGCCAGCCCCUCACGAGGACGACCAUCCCGCACGAAGUGCUUUGCGCGAGCCUUGUUCCGAGGGGCGGGUUGCCCUGAGCCAGCCGAGUGGCAGCAGCGGGAGUUACGGCAGCGAGCGCCGUGGAGGCAAAGCGGCCGCAUCUGAUUGGCCGCUGCCGCCUGCGACGAUGCUCUUCCGAGUCGGCACCGACGCGCUUCGCGCCGCCGUGCAGCGCCCAGUGGCUGGUGACGGCCGUGCCUUUGGGCCUGUCUGCAGUGUUUGCAUCGGGGGCGCUCCAGCGGAGGCCGCGCACGGCAGCUGCAUCACCAUGACUGCGCCGGCAAUUCACGCCGCCCUGCGUGCGGGCGCGGAGCUGCGGCGCUGUGCGGGGUGCGGCACGCUGACGGGGGUGCGCUACUGCAGCCAGGCCUGCUGCCGCAACCACUGGGUGCGGACGGGGCACAGGCAGCAGUGCAAGCAGGCGCAGCUGGAGCUGCGGAAUGGGAUUGUUCAGCCGCCGCCGCAGCAGCAGCAGCAGCUGCAGCAGCAGCAGCAGGUGCAGCAGCAGCAGCAGCAGGAGCAGCAGCAGCAGCAGCAGCAGCAGCAACAGUAA